Messenger RNA from Closterium sp. Yama58-4, 1701 nucleotides. The record is from the annotation of a GenBank genome assembly. Lineage: Eukaryota; Viridiplantae; Streptophyta; Zygnematophyceae; Desmidiales; Closteriaceae.
AUGGGCAUCGUGCACUCGUGCGCUCGCGCUCUCUCCCAUUUUUCGUUUCCAGGCUCCUCGCUGCUAGCGCUAACCGCACGCGCCGUUCCCCCAUUUUUUACGCUCCCCCUUCCCCUCCUCCCGCCUGCCAUCGCUUGCGCUAGCAGAGUGUUCGAGGCGGGGCAGGGCUCGUGCGGCUUCCCCGACAUGCGCGCAGACGCGGACGAGUGCGUGGCGGACCUGGCGGAGUUUCCCGUGCUGAACGCGCGCAGCCGUUCCGCCAGCGCGCGGAAGCUGGCGUGCCUGGCGCACAACUACCUGCGCCCGUGGACGGGCAUUCCGGGCGUCACCGCGGGGAUGGGAGCGCGGGGAAUGAUCAAUCCCGCGAUGCUGCAGCAGAUGGGCACCAUGGCGAACGUGCGUUACAAAUACAGCACAUUCCCUCCCGCACUCCUGCCCCACACGUACCCACACCCCGUUCCCUUUCCCCCGCUUUCCCCCCCCCCCCCCCCCCCCCCCCGACCCGCCCUCCCCUUUCGGCCCACCACGACAUCCCCCUGGUAUUUCGCGAUUACCUUACCUCUCCACAUUUCACAUCUUGCCUUCGAUUCUCUCGCUCCUGCCCCCCACCACCCUCCUCCCUCUCCUCCCCACACCUCCACUCUACCUUCCCGUCUCUACAUCCUCGUGUCUGCAUCACGUCCCCUUUUCCGCUGCUCAUCCCGUCUAUUUCCAAUGCUUGCCCCGUUGCUUCGCGGUUGCGCGAAUGGCUGCGCGCAGGUGCUGUCGUGCGCGGGCCACGUGCGCAUCGUUCGCGGGAAGAUAUUCUUCCGAUUCGGCAACUUCGAGUUCGACUGGUACCGCCUCAGGCGCUUCGUUUUCUCCGUGAAAAUGAUCCAGGAUGCGAUACGCGAAUACAAGCUACACAACCUGAACGCGGAAUUCUUCCUCAAUACAUGCGAUAUGUACAUUAGCAAGGCCAGCAGCGUCGCCAAGCCGCUAGCAGGGCUGCCCAUUUUCAGCGUACACGGCGCGCCGGGCAGCAUCGACAUUCUUUAUCCUGACCCCAUCGACCUCAGCAGCAACUAUUUCCGGGAAGCAGAAGAUGAGAUUCCAUGGGAGCAGAAGGAGAGCCGAGCUGUGUUCCGAGGUGGCAUGACCAAUUACAAGGUCAUCUACCCCAAGCACUGGCGGGGCAGCCCUCGAUUCCGAGUGCACAGGAUGUCGGACGUUCGGCCGGACCUGCUGGACGCCAGGGUAGUGGGGGGAGUGGACCCUGAGUACCGUGCAGGACUCCGGCAAGAUGCCAUCUCAUUCGGUAAACGCCUAGGCCCGGCAGACCUGCAGAGCUACAAGUAUGAGCUUGACGUGGACGGCGGCACGGGCAGUGGGCGGGUGUGCGGCGUGCUGUCAAGCAGCCAGCUGCUGAUCAAGCAGGCCAGCGAGUACACUCAAUUCUUCGACCCGCUCAUGUGCCCGUACCGGCACUUCCUGCCCACUCACCGGUUCUUCUCGGACCUUUUCGGGCAGAUUGAGUGGGCGAAAAGGAAUGAUGGCGAGGCGAGGCGGAUUGUUGGACAAGCGAACGAGCUCGCAAGAGGACAACCGCAACAUCACGCAGCCACCACUGUUCACGUGCACUUCGCCGCCCACCCAAGGAGAUGUGGACGGCCCCAAGAGCCAGACGAGGAGGCCGCCGCCCAGAUGGCCGCCCAGAUGUGA